Messenger RNA from Diorhabda sublineata, 1552 nucleotides. Its product is annotated as zinc finger protein 501-like. Lineage: Eukaryota; Metazoa; Arthropoda; Insecta; Coleoptera; Chrysomelidae. The transcript has 5 exons. Bases 113 to 1459 code for a protein of 448 amino acids. Gene Ontology annotation, biological process: regulation of transcription by RNA polymerase II. Gene Ontology annotation, molecular function: RNA polymerase II cis-regulatory region sequence-specific DNA binding; zinc ion binding; DNA-binding transcription factor activity, RNA polymerase II-specific. The record is from RefSeq and is a predicted model, not a curated record. Gene Ontology annotation, cellular component: nucleus.
GUAUUUAAAAAUCUGAUAAAUGGCAAGCUGUAAUGUUAUAGACACAAAGCACAACAAAACAGAAGAAGAAGUUACUUCUAUCUCAUUAAUUUGUUGAAAAUAUAAAUAUACAAUGUUUAGUAUAGAAAAGUGUGUAAAAGAUUUAGAUAAAAUAGAUUUAUCGAACAGUUGUAGGAUGUGUAUAACGGGUAAAAAUUAUUUAAGAGAUAUUUAUACAGCUAAAUUAACAAAAAUGAUAGAAUCAUGUUUCUCCUUUAAGAUUUCUGAAGAUGAUGGAUUACCUAGUAAAAUAUGUACUAUUUGUAUUCGUACAAUCGUUAAAUUGCAUGCAUUUAAGAAAAAAGUUGAACGUAAUGACACAAUUCUAAAACAAAUAUUUGAUAAUAGAGUAAAUUAUAUAGAAACUGAAAAUUCAACUUUAGAAUCAGAUUUAUUUUUGAAAAAUAACGAUAAUAGUGUUUCAAAGAGUGAAGAAAACAUUCAAAGGGAAAAUAAAGGGUACGAAAUUAUGGAAAUACCUCCUUUGAUUCCUAUUUCUCGAAAAACAGAUGAAUCCAUAGAUGUAUCUAGAGAUUUACCACUAGAUGCACCACCUCUAAUACCCAUUAAACCCAUAGAAAACAUAAAAACAUUGGAUACUGUAGUUCUUGAAUGUUACAAUUGUAAUGAAAAAUUUCAAAACGUGUCUGAUUUAAAACAACACAACUUGGUUUUGUGUAAACCAAAAGAUUUACAGUGUACCAUUUGUUUGAAAACAUUCAACGAAAGGAAGAAAUUGAUAGGACACUUGAAAGGUCACAUGGUGAUAAAAAAUCACGUAUGCAAUUAUUGCAAUAAGAAAUAUCCAAAUGAGAGUACGUUAAGGGUUCAUAUAAGAUCGCAUACAGGUGAAAAACCUUUUAAAUGCCAGAUUUGUGAUAAAGGUUUCGUUCGAUGGGCUGGAGUGAGAUUGCACAUGAAAACCCACGAAGAUACCAGACCAUUUUUAUGCGAAAUCUGCAAUAAAUCGUUUAAGAUACAUUCUAAUCUAGAAAGACAUAAAAGAAUACAUUUCGGGAUAAAACCGUACAGUUGUACUUAUUGCGACAAGGUAUACAGGCAAUUGGAGAAUUUGACUUUGCACAUACGAACCAGCCAUACCAACGACCGUCCAUUUCUCUGUAACAUAUGCGGAAAAGCCUACGUGAAUUCCACUCGUUUGAAUCGUCACAUGGGGAUCCAUUCGGGAUGGAAACCCCAUAAAUGCAGGACUUGUCCGAAGGCUUAUACGAACCGAGCUGAUCUGCGCAUCCACGAAUCUUACCAUUCCGGUAAAAACGUCAACGAACUCAAAAAAUAUUCAUGUCGAGUUUGCAACAUGAGGUUUUUUCAUCCCAGCAGAUUGGAGAAACAUUUUAAGAUCCAUAAUAAGGAGAUGGAACAAGUUGGCGCGAAAGUAACUCAGCAUAUCAUGUUAUAAGGACCGAUUAAGUUAUUUUAUAUAAAUAAAAUACAUUUUUACCGAAAAAUAAUUUAUUAUAUACACAAUUAUUGUAAUAAAGGUGGCCAUAUA